Branchiostoma floridae (Florida lancelet) is the source of this 2824-nucleotide messenger RNA. RefSeq names its product AP-5 complex subunit zeta-1-like. Lineage: Eukaryota; Metazoa; Chordata; Leptocardii; Amphioxiformes; Branchiostomatidae. Gene Ontology annotation, cellular component: AP-5 adaptor complex. The record is from RefSeq and is a predicted model, not a curated record. The coding region runs from base 124 to 2466 and encodes 780 amino acids. The transcript has 17 exons.
GGGUAAAGGUCACCAUAUCAGUCAGCUGAUCCUCCACAACCAGGAAGUCAGAUCAGUGUUGCACAUCUUUCAUGUGGUUUCUUAUAGAAUAUCACAUGGUAAUGUGAUGCAGGUUAAGUCAUCAUGGACAAUGUAGGCACUAUCAUUGAGCGAGCUCGAGCGAUCAGUCAUGAGGAACUACAAGAGUUCUACCGUGGACUGCAGGAGGCUCUUAAGAGUCAGUCCAUAGCGGAUGUCAUCCCCAGCCUGAGACAGCUGUGGCUGAGCCUGGCCUGUACCCGCUACAGAGGAGACGUCCCACCUGACCUACUGAUGCCGCUGUGGGAGGCUGUUAAAGAACCUCACCUGGGUCCUGUCAUGGUCAGGAUGCUGUGUGCUGCUGUACUACAGGAGUUCUCCCCAUGCCAGUCUGUGUGUUUGAGAGGAGGUGAGCUGUCAUCAGGACCGCUGUCCUCCUCCAGCCUGGCUCUCACACUGCCUGUAGUGGCUGGGGUGGGACACUAUCAUCCAGACCUGCAGGUGCUGAGAGAGCAGCUGCUGGCCUGGCUGACAGGGGCAGGACAAGUGGACACAGCUGCUAUCACACAUGUACUCGGUUGUCUGUGGGGAAUGGACAACUCUGAAGUGAUCACUCUGACACAGGAACAGGUGGAUGGAGUAAGUAAACAGCUAUGCACCUGGCUGACAACAACCAGCACGACUCAGCCGCCAAACCCCUUCUCAAAAAACAUCUUCUCCUCGCGGCAGCUGGUGGCUGUUACAGAAGUAGAUGAGACUCCAUCCCAUGACAUGUUCACAGUGCUGAGUGUGGGACAGCACUACAGCCCUGACCAGUUCCUCAACAUGCAGGUCUUCUCUAUGAUGAGGGGAUGGCUUCACAAGCAUCAGUCAAAAAAUGGAGAGUCAGCUUCCAUGGCACUGCUGGUUGACAAGAUGUGUGAGUACUGCUUGCGUCUGCUGGACCAGUGUGAGAGGAAGGCUGUGGUACAACAGGAUGCCGAGCUACAACAGGCCUGCCUGACAGAGGUCAUCCUCCUGCUGGACACAAUGUGCCAGCAGAACUCCAGUCUGAUACCCAGAGUCUUCCCCUCCAUCAAACGAGUGUACAACAGGAUACAGAACAGCCCCGCCUCCAGCAUCAACAUCAUCAACAUCCUGCAGUUCCUCCUGCACCACAGUGAUGCAGUCAUGUACGACAUGGGGCCGGCUCUCCAGCACUUCUUCCUCAAGAUCUUAGACAAGCAAUGCAUAGAUCAGUCGCUGGCAUUCGAAGCAACACUCUUCUGCUUGGAGAACAUGGAAAACCUCUGUAACAACACGUCAGUUCUCAGGAAAUUUUUCCCCUGUCUUCUGAAAGUGUUUGCAUGGCAGCCCAAGACUUUGUUGGCAGAGUUUGUGGACUUACUCCCGACCAUGGUGAGUGAGGAGACAGCCAUUGAGGUGCUCCACUGUCUGCUGGACCUGCCAGUCAUAACUGCUGCCAUGGAAACAGUGAUGAGGGUGGAGCAACGUGGGUCCCUGACGGUGACAGAUUUGAGUCCUGAAGCGGUGGCGCAGUCUACCCCAGAGUUGGUGUACUCAGAUCCACUCCAUCGUCCACUCUUCAACUUCAUCCUCAGGGCAGAGGGCGGGCUCGGAGAUACCAUUGAUAGGCUCAAGGUGCUGCAUGACAUCCUCCAGGACUACUCCACCCUUCCUCGAGUAGUGGUAUGUUCCCAGGCAGCUCCCGUCUUACUCAGGGUGUACCUACAGACAGUAGAACAGGAGGCCAGUGUGGAUCUUCUGGCCAGGCUCUUCCCAGUGCUGUUGGAACGGUCUUGCCUGCUCUUCCCCAUCAAAACCUUCCAAACUGAAGUCAAAAGGGUGCUGAGUGAGGCCCUUGUGUGGGUGGUGCAGACAGCCCCAGGGCUGCUGAUAGACAACAGACAGGAGGUGCAGGAACUCAUGUCCAGCCCCAGGAACUUCACUGGGAGGGAGGAUGUCUUCUUACACCUGGCAUGGGCUGUGGGAGAGUACAUGUCUGUGACAUAUGACAGAAGAUGUACUCCAGAUAUCAUCUCACAGUACUAUGAGGGGGUGGAGUGUCUGCUGUACGAGCUGUCAGUGUCCCAGCUGGGGAGGACAGAGACGCCCCUGCAGCAUCGUGCCAGGCUCACAGCUGUGCUGAUGACAGCCCUCGCUAAGCUGGCGACGCGUUGCCAGGACCUGAUGCCCCGUGUGCUCCUGUGCCUGACAAAGAUCACGCAGCAGCUGCCUGCCUCGGGGUCCCAGGAUCCCGGGGAUGCCGUGCUACUGGCACGAGCACCUGUUCUCAUCAACCUGUGCAGGAUGCCAAAUGUUGCACCCCUACUGUCGUCCCUACCAGCAGAGACUGAUGACAACAGUAAACUGCAUCAGGACCAGAACAGCUCCUCCUGUCUCCUGCUGCAGCUAACACAAGCCGUGAUGAAGCAGAGUCAACAGUAGUAACGGCAAUGUACAAAUCUACAUAGUACAAAAAAGUUCUCGCGCAUGAGCCUGUGAAACAUUUUAAUUUCUGUCUGUAAGACUGAAUUAGGCAAAUAAAAUACAAAAAUACAAAUAUGGCAAGAGUGUACCUUGCAAUUCCCUGAAAGUAAAGGCAAACUGUUUAACGACAUGGGUUUGCUAUGAUUUUUCAGUUCACUGUUUGCACCAAACUUAAAAUCCUGUCCAACCAAAGUACUUUGUGGACGUUGCAUUUUGGCUUCACUCAGUUAUUAAGUCUUUUCACAAAAGUUCAUUAUUCAUUGAAAACUAUCCUUUCUUUACCUUCACCUAAAUACUGACAACGCAAGUUGAAAAA